AUUUCGUCGCUUCAUCAUAAGUAAGGUAGUGUUCCUGACUGUCACAUUCUACGUUGCAUCAAGCUAAAGCUGGGCCGUGCGCGCGAGCUUUUCUUCAAUAAUUGAUUACCGUGGCACAGGUCACGACAAGAGCCGAGUCAAUGUAAGGGGAUCAUGUAUUAACUUUAUCCCAUGUCAGGAACAACCACGUAAAGGUGGAGGCGAACCGCACCCCUAGUGCACCUAAAUGCCAAAAGCCGCAUUGCAGACCUCGUGUGUCUCUUUUCUUUCUCCCCCCAUCUCAAAAAAACAGCAGCUCCUUCAAAGAGCAGGACUGCGAUAGCGCAAAAGUGUCUCAGUCAAGAAUUUGCAAAGACCCGGCCGGAAUUCCUCUAUCUAGUAUGGAUCCAAAAAUACCGACAUCCAUCACACAACUUUUCCAAACGAACUGUGUUCCCUCUCCAAUGGAUGAGCAGCGCAUUAGCCAUUUCCUCGCAGAGCAAAAUUUGGCGCUUUCGUCUGUGAGGGAAGAAAUCGAUCGCGCCCGCGCAGAACUUUCACGCCUUGAGGCUAAAGAAUCUGGGAUCAUGGAAUUGGUCCAGCAACUUGAAGCGCUACAGUCUCCCGUUCGCCGCAUGCCGACAGAGAUCAUGGCGAAAGUCUUCAAUCACUGCGUUCAGGACGAAGAAAUCCAGGAGCCUGAUCCUCUUCGGGCUCCCCUGUUAUUGGGUCAAGUCUGCAGCGCUUGGAGAGACCUCGUGUUCUCUCUCCCUUGCUUGUGGAAGACUCUCAAGGUCGAGUUUCCGUCCACAACGCCAGAUUGGGAGAACGUUAUGCAGUCGAGAAUUAUGUCUAUGCACAUGUGGAUAUCACGUGCCAAAGCUCUUCCACUCUCCCUAAUCCUCGAGCACCCAAGCGGCUCUCCGAUUACAUGGACUGCUCUUAUGUCACUCGACAAUGAGAUCCUGACUCUUGGAUCCCGCAUUCAAGAGCUGUCCCUUUGCUUUUCGCCGUUGGCACUCAGUUCCUUGUUGACAUUCACACAAAGUCCUCUUCCACAACUACGGCAUCUUGAGCUUUGUAGCAGCAAGUCCCUUCCUAGUAAUGACAAUCCACCACCAUUGUUUCUUUACGAUGCACCCAGCCUCCGCAGUCUCUCGAUUGCGUGGGGUAGUCUUGACAGCACCCAGUUCAGCGUCCCUUGGAGCCAACUGACGCAGUUGUCUCUUCAGUAUGACGCCAGCCCCUACUGGAGUUCUGUUCACACCGACUACCUCAUUGUACUCCGCCAAUGCCCUAAUCUCAAAUCUUGCUCUAUCGGAAUAGACACCACGCUUGUUGACUCUGAUCCGGAGCCUGUGACGCUUCCCGCGCUCGAAUCACUGAAAGUGCGCCUCUUCUGCCAUACGCUCUACACCCACCGCUUCUUCGACGCGCUUCACGCACCUAAGCUGCGCACGCUUGAAAUUCAGAACGUCAGUCUUGCCAUGGGUUCAUUCCCCAGCCAGAUGGAAUCGUUUCCCUUCAUCUCACGGAGCGCAGAGACUCUCGAGAAUCUCUCUUUUGAUAUAAUUAAUAUAUCUGGUGUCAACAUGCUCUCAUGCCUCUCCCAGCUUCAUCACUUAAAACGCCUACGUUUCUUGCCUGGCCCUCUUCAUCUCAAUCACGACCUUGUAAACAACCUCAUUUUGUCUGAAGCAUCCCAGAACUCCAUCUGUCCCCAACUCACAUCAUUGAGUCUCAAAUGCGCGUCGCGCGUUUCCAUCGACCAAGUGACGGAGCUCGUAAAGUCAAGAUGCAACGCUAGUCCUAAAUUGGGAAGAAUUCUGCUUGCAGAUCGCAGCAUUUAACCAUGGCCCGGAUACGCGGGAUCAGAAAAUCGUCGAGUUGAAGGAACGUCUGAAUCAGUGUGUGGAGCAGGGGUUGCAGCUCCACCUGAUGAAGGCAAAGCCGACGGGUUGAGGUGAUGGUUAUCCAGUGCGUGUCAUUCCAUUUUACUAGCUUGAUGAGCAUCCCCUUGCAUUUCUUGAUUCAUUCACGAUUUCUUCAAUGAUCGCAUCUCCUUGACCCCUGAUGAUCAUGACUUGCCUCGCGGAGCGUUCCGUUAAAAUAUAAUUUUCCUCUCAUCAUUCCUCUGCAAACCAGUGAUUCAAACGUUGUCAUUGCGGUGUAUUAGUACUUUGAUAGUGUCUAUAAAUGACGAUGACGGUGACCUAGUACAACCAUGGAA
Suillus paluster is the source of this 2209-nucleotide messenger RNA. RefSeq lists its product as uncharacterized. The transcript has 2 exons. Gene Ontology annotation, molecular function: protein binding. The record is from RefSeq and is a predicted model, not a curated record. The coding region runs from base 381 to 1829 and encodes 482 amino acids. Lineage: Eukaryota; Fungi; Basidiomycota; Agaricomycetes; Boletales; Suillaceae.